AAAAACUUUAAAAAUAUAUUUUUGCAUUUGUUGUAUUCUCUUGAUUGUUAUGAAAUAUUUUAAAAUUUUUUUCUCAAUUAAAAAUACGUACUAAAUUAAAUUUAAGACAAAUCAAAAUGCUUUAUAUUAAGGAUAGGAGGGAGUGUUAAAUUUGGAAGCGGGGUUGAGAUGUGUACUCAGCUGGAGGCUAAAAAGUCAACGAAACCAAACAGUUUUGACUUUGUUGAGCAAACUAUUUGUGUAUUGAAAAAGCGAAAGGGGUUAGGAACGAUGCUGAUGCAACAAACUAGUAAACUAGUACUACUACUAGUAUUAGUAUUAGUAGUAAUAGUUAAGAAAUAAAUUUUAAAGCAAAAAAAAAAUAAAAUAACGAUGGCUGGCGGCCACUAGGUGCAGUCAACCCACCACCUACUCUGCCCCAUUUCCUCCUAAUCCUUCUUCUCCUUCCCCAUUUCGCCUCCUUAUAUGAAUGUAAUGUAAGAAGAAGUUGGGACUUGGGAGGGGACUGGAGUAGUCUUUUUUUUUUUCCUCCUUUAUUUAGAGGAGGGUGUUUAGAGAGGGUUUAGGGGAAUCUAUCAUAGAAUACAAAGCAGAAGAAGAAGAAGAGAAGAGAGGGCAAUCGGGGAGAAUGGGGUGGGGGAAUUUGUUCUUCACGGUGGUGAUCGCAUUUUCAGCAGCACUCAUCACUUACAACAUCAUCAUUUCAGCCAAUGCAUCUCUCAAGCAGGGCUUCCCUCAGCCAUCCACCCCUUUGACUAUUGGCUCUGUUGACCCCAUCAUCAAGAUGCCCUCUGAGUCUGACUCAUCAUCACCACCGGGGGUGAACAAGUACCAGAAGAAGAGGCUGUUCCAUACCGCUGUUACCGCCUCUGAUUCCAUCUACAACACUUGGCAGUGCAGGGUCAUGUACUACUGGUUCAAGAAGUUCCAGAAUUCCCCCAAUUCUGAGAUGGGGGGUUUCACCCGCAUCUUGCACUCUGGCAAGCCUGACAACUUCAUGGAUGAGAUUCCUACUUUUGUUGCUCAACCUCUCCCUUCCGGCAUGGAUCAGGGGUAUAUAGUACUUAAUAGACCCUGGGCAUUUGUUCAGUGGCUUCAGCAGGCUGACAUCAAGGAAGACUACAUAUUAAUGUCUGAGCCAGAUCACAUUAUUGUCAAACCAAUUCCUAAUUUAUCUAGAGAUGGUCUUGGAGCUGCUUUUCCAUUCUUCUAUAUCGAACCUAAAAAGUACGAGUCUCUUCUUCGGCGCUUCUUUCCCGAACAGAAAGGACCCAUAACUAAUAUUGAUCCUAUUGGGAACUCCCCUGUCAUUGUGGGAAAGGAGGCACUGAAGAAGAUAGCUCCUACUUGGAUGAAUGUUUCUUUGGCAAUGAAGAAGGAUCCUGAAACAGAUAAAGCUUUUGGCUGGGUUCUUGAGAUGUGAGCAACACAGACCCGUACUGAUUUCAUGCCGAUCUUUUAUUUUGCCCUCUAAUUUUUGUGUACGUACAGGUAUGCUUAUGCUGUUGCAUCGGCCUUUCAUGGUGUGGGUAAUAUACUACACAAAGAGUUCAUGAUUCAGGUCGGUGACAACUUUUCCAUUUACUAUUUUCUCUGAGAUUUCCUUUCUUAGAAAUGAUUAUAAUCUAGGUCAGAAUUUUCAUUGGAUAUAUUUGCUGUCCUGCUUCUGGUUAACUUGAGAAAAUGUCCUUCAUUCGAACUUUACCCUAAAAGCUUCACAGAUUAGAUCUUCUCAUGCAAAAUACUAAAGUACUAUCUUAUUGAAUGCGUUGCAUGCAGUCCUGAUUUCUAGGCGAUAUAAAAUAAGCUAUUCGAAAUCUGGUAUUUAAAGCUCAGAAAUCAAGCAUUAAUGUUUUUUUUUUUGCUCAGUGUUUAUGUAAUUUGAUCAACAAAUAGUUGCAUGAUAUAUGCUUUUCACUCUCUGACAUGCUACUUCCAGCAAGUAUUAAAAUGUGCGACUCUAUGGUCUAAAACUUUGUUUUCUUCUCUCUCGGUUUUCCAUUUCUCGCCCAACCUUUGCAGCCUCCAUGGGAUACGGAAAUAGGCAAAGCCUUCAUUAUCCACUACACAUAUGGAUGCGACUAUGAUCUAGAGGUAUUUGAUGUUACCAGUUUAAUUUCCUUAGUUUGCAAUUACAUUGUUGAAGUUUCUUCUGGGCAACGCUUUCUCUUCCACCCAUAAAAAGAUGUCUUUAGAAGGUUGUUGUUUUGUAUUGCACCUCACACUGUAUCAUAUGUUCUUAUUCAUCUAUUAGGGUAAAUUGACCUAUGGGAAGAUUGGAGAAUGGAGAUUUGACAAGCGAUCAUAUGACAGUAUCUGGCCUCCAAGAAACCUCUCAUUGCCUCCUCCUGGUGUGCCAGAUAGUGUGGUAAGUCUUGUGCAUAAUAUUGUCUGAAAUUCUACAGUCCACAAGCGUGGUUCAUCUAGGGAUCCUGAUAUGCUUUUAGUUGCAUUUCAAUUGAUUGUGGUCCUUGUUCAAAAACAUGAAAAAGUUUAUAAAGAUAUGUCAACAGAAAGAAAGUUUAUGUUAAGUUUGACCGUUUGUUUGCUUACUAGGUAAAUUGAAAAUUGUUAGUGAGUUCCACAGUUGUUGAGUAAUAAUAGCAUAUCAGGUCACAUGAAACUUUUAUUAGGAUCUUCAAAACUGCUCUUUGAGUAUGGACAUUUUUUUUCUUUCCUUUUCAAUUUAGUGAUUAAAAAUAAUGUGACGGAACUUCGAUCGAUAAUGACAGGUUACUUUGGUGAAAAUGGUGAAUGAAGCAACAGCUAAUAUACCAAAUUGGGGUUCCUGACUAUAUCAACAUAAAUAAUGCUGGGGUUCCCUUACUGACCAGAAUGGAAAAAUAACAAUGUAUUAGAUGAAUGCCAGGGACAUAGAUAUGAGUAGGCUUUCCAUACAUGUAAUUAUGGGGUUUGAUUUGCUCUUCCUUUUUGUAUUAAUCAUAGUGUAUUUGUAUGCUUGACCAACCAUUGGGCUUUUCCAGAAAUAUAGUUGGAACAUGAGUUUGGAAUUCCAUUUCUCCUCUUGUACAAUUUUUUUUUCAUCCUCUUUUUGAUUUAAUGAGGAAACUCACGGUUAUUAGUGCUUUAAUGUGUGUGUGUGUGUGUCUGUAUAUUUUUUGUGGUGUAAAGAGACCAUUUCCGAAACUAAAAUAGUUGAAUGUAGAACUGUAGAUCAGUGAUUGAGUUUUUUCAAUGCCGUAGGAAUUGUGUUUUUUUCUUUUGCAUUGGCGAAGAAAAUAGAGGCAUGGAGCACCAUGUACUUGUUGUGGAAGCUUGAAAAGAAAAUUAAUGCAUCUGCUCAUCAGGACAAUGGUUCUAUGAGCAAGUUAGCGAUGCUUCGACAUGCCAAUUCUGCAGUAGCUAUGGAAGGAAGGCAGGGGUGAAUUUGACCCUAGUUCAUUGUACAAGGAGAAAGUUUUUUAAAGAAUGUGGACAAUACACAAAGUUCUAUUAGCUUUGUGAUACACGACCCCAUUCAACUUUCAAGGAGGAUGAAAGUGCUCUGUUUCUCAUGCUACAAUGUAUAGUCACCAUACAAUACCUGAUUUAUAUCAGUCACUUGCC
Messenger RNA from Oldenlandia corymbosa var. corymbosa, 3567 nucleotides. Lineage: Eukaryota; Viridiplantae; Streptophyta; Magnoliopsida; Gentianales; Rubiaceae. The record is from the annotation of a GenBank genome assembly.